AUGUCCUGCGGGCGCCCGCCCUCGCCGCUCGCGUGUCGCGCUUUUGCACUGUCCUCUGUCGCGCCGAGCGUUCGGAGCCGAGAGCCGUCCGUCCGCCAGUCGCCCGUCACUCGUGGAGUGCGCAUAACGUCUGUCAGGCCACGAAACGCGACGGGAAAACCAUGCGGUGAAGAAACUGUUUGUUGUGCUAUUGAAGUGUCACUUAUUUGGAAAAUUGGAUUAUACGAACGUAUAAUGGCCUUAGCUAGGCUAGCGUCGGGCAGUGAGUGCGGUGGAGGGUCGGGCGGCGGCGCGCCCGCUCCGCAGUCGGCGCGGGUGACCUCGAACGGCGCCGGGGGUAUGGCGGUGAGCCGCGUGCCCAGCCCGUUACACGACGGGAACACACCCGUCGCUGAAAACUGGUGCUUUACACAGGUGAAGGUGGUCAAGUUCAGUUAUAUGUGGACAAUAAAUAAUUUUAGUUUUUGUAGAGAAGAGAUGGGUGAAGUGUUGAAAUCAUCGACUUUCUCGGCCGGUGCUAGUGACAAGUUAAAGUGGUGUCUCCGCGUUAAUCCAAAAGGACUCGAUGAAGAGAGCAAAGACUAUUUAUCGUUAUAUUUAUUAUUAGUGUCGUGUAAUAAAUCGGAAGUGCGGGCGAAGUUCAAGUUUUCGAUACUGAACGCGAAACGGGAGGAGACGAAGGCGAUGGAGUCGCAGCGGGCGUAUAGAUUCGUACAGGGAAAGGAUUGGGGAUUCAAAAAGUUCAUCAGGAGGGAUUUUCUACUGGAUGAAGCGAACGGUCUCUUACCAGAGGACAAGUUGACGAUAUUCUGCGAAGUGUCAGUGGUCGCGGACAGUAUCAAUAUCAGCGGGCAAAGCAAUGUAGUGCAAUUCAAAGUGCCGGAGUGCCGGUUAUCGGAUGACUUGGGAGCCCUGUUUGAUAGCGAGAGAUUUUCAGACGUCACGUUAGCCGUCGGUGGCAGGGAGUUCCAAGCGCACAAGGCGAUAUUAGCAGCGAGAAGUCCUGUGUUCGCGGCGAUGUUCGAACACGAAAUGGAGGAGAGGAAACGUAACCGAGUAGACAUUACAGACGUAGAUCACGAGGUGUUACGUGAAAUGUUACGGUUUAUAUACACCGACCGAGCGCCGAAUCUAGACAAAAUGGCUGACGAUCUGUUGGCGGCUGCCGAUAAGUAUGCGUUGGACAGACUAAAAGUGAUGUGUGAAGAAGCGCUCUGCCUCAGCCUGUCAGUGGAGACGGCCGCAGACACGCUAAUACUAGCCGACCUACACUCUGCUGACCAGCUCAAGGCGCAGACCAUAGACUUUAUUAACACGAGUCACGCGACAGAUGUGAUGGACACCAUCGGCUGGAAGAACAUGAUAUCGUCGCAUCCUCACCUCAUAGCGGAGGCGUUCCGCGCCCUCGCCACGCAGCAACAGCAGAUCCCGCCGAUCGGCCCCCCUCGGAAACGGGUGAAGCAAGCCUAG
Molecule: messenger RNA, 1470 nt
Organism: Leptosia nina
Lineage: Eukaryota; Metazoa; Arthropoda; Insecta; Lepidoptera; Pieridae
Source: the annotation of a GenBank genome assembly